Linnemannia hyalina is the source of this 1002-nucleotide messenger RNA. The record is from the annotation of a GenBank genome assembly. NCBI's taxonomy places the organism in Eukaryota, Fungi, Mortierellomycota, Mortierellomycetes, Mortierellales, Mortierellaceae.
AUGUCAACGACAGCCAUUGCACUGGGAGUCGCCAUCGCCACUCCCAUCCUAAUCAAGACACUCGCAGGAUCAAAAGGACCCACAAGGGCAAAGACCAUCCCUCACGCAGACGAACGAGUUGUCAUCAUCGGAGCCAGCUCAGGAAUCGGGUCUGAACUCGCUCGUAUAUAUGCCGGUCGACACGCGCACGUCGUCAUGGUCGCCCGCAGGAUGGAACUCCUUCAGCAAUUGAUUCAUGAGCUUUCUUCAACUGCUAGCUCAAUCCAUGCUAUCCAAGGAGAUGUCACCUUGCCCGAGGAUGUCCGCAGGAUCACGCUCGAGUCCUUAAAGGCUCUCAACGGCAAAGUCGACACACUCAUCAUUUGUGCCGGCAUUAUCUCCGUCCUGCCCUUUGCUGAACUCGCAGGCAUCGACUCUGCGAAAACAACUACAUCCGAAUCUGACUACAGCCAUCUCCUGCCUACCGACUCUGACAAGGCCCUGGAGGCUUCGAUCAGGAUCAUGAACGUCAACUACCACGCACCUCUCAACCUCGCCAGCCAUUUCCUCCCCGCACUUACACAGACCAGCGCUGCUGGCAACAUCAUCGUCGUCUCAUCCAUGGCAGGUAAGAUCGGCGCCCCUACUCGGUCGAUCUACUCUGCGAGCAAACAUGCCGCCCAGGGGUUCUUUGACGCUUUGGGCAUGGAAGUCGAGCGGACAGGAGUUCAUGUCGGGAUCGUCUCUCCAGGAACAGUCGCCACCGACCUUCGCCAGUCCGCUGUGGAUCUCCCCACAGCUGAGGCAACAUCAUCGACAAGUCCAGCAGCUCCAGUCAAAGUGGCGGGAACUAAAAAGGGCGCGAUGACGGCCAAGGCGUGUGCGGAGGGAAUUGUUCGAGGAUCUGAUUUGCGCCAACACGAAGUCAUUAUGCCGUGGUUCUACCAUGUCAGUCUUGUUCUUCAGAUUGUGAGCCCUAGUUUGGUACGAUGGCUCGCCAAGAAAAAGUACGGCUACCUGUAG